AUGCCUAAAUCCAAUCCCAACCGUUCCACUGAGGUGGUUCAACCUCCUACUGAUUCCAUCUCUAGCCUCAGCUUCAGUCCCAAAACAAAUCUUUUUGUGGCUACUUCAUGGGAUAAUCAGGUUCGAUGUUGGGAGGUGAAGGUAUCCGGGACCAAACUCAGCACUGUGCAUAAGGCAUUAGUAUCACACGACGAGCCGGUAUUGUGCUCUGCCUGGAAAGAUGACGGGACGGCCUUCUUUUCCGGAGGCUGUGACAACCAAGUUAAGAUGUGGGCAUUAGCGUCCGAGGGGCGGCCUGUUACAGUGGCCGUGCAUGAUGCUCCUGUUAAAGAAGUUUCUUGGAUCCCAGAGACGAACCUCUUAGUCACCGGAAGCUGGGACAGCACGUUAAGGUAUUGGGAUCUGAGACAGCAAACUCCAACGUGGGUACAACGACUUCCAGAUCUUUGCUAUGCACUUGCAGUUCAGCAUCCUCUCGUGGUUGUUGGAACAGCUGACAGAAAUAUAAUCGUCUUCAAUCUGCAGAGCCCUCAGACUGAGUAUAGAAGAUUUUUGUCACCCCUCAAGCACCAGACAAGGUGUUUGGCUGCUUUUCCUGAUAAACAAGGCUUCUUGGUUGGUUUGAUCGAAGGAAAAGUUAGCGUGCAUCAUCUUGAUGAGUCGCAAUCGGAUAAAAAUGAUAUAUUCAAAUGUCACAGGCAUGGCAAUGAGAUUUACUCUGUCAACUCGCUGAAAUUUCACCCGAGACAUCACACAUUUGCUACUGCUGGAUCUGAUGGAGUGUUCAACUUUUGGGACAAAGAUGCGAAGCAGAAGCGGAAGCUCACGAAUAUGUUAAGAUGCAAUCAACCAAUAACUUGCAGCAGUUUUAACCGCGAUGGUUCUAUAUAUGCAUAUGCGAUCUGUUAUGAUUGGAGCAAGGGGGCACAAAAUUAUAAUCCCGCAACAGCAACGACCAAGAUAUACCUCCAUCAGCCCCGGGAAGGCGAUGUCAAACCGCGUGUUUCACCAGAUGGUAGAAAGUGA
Messenger RNA from Salvia hispanica, 1026 nucleotides. NCBI's taxonomy places the organism in Eukaryota, Viridiplantae, Streptophyta, Magnoliopsida, Lamiales, Lamiaceae. The record is from RefSeq and is a predicted model, not a curated record.